GAGUAGCAGAGAGCAGCAGCAGCAGCGGCCGGGCUGCUGGCUGGGUGAACGGACGGACGCUGCACUGACGUUGACGCUGAAUGAGCUCGUCUCUGCUUCCCGAAUGUCUUCGCGAAGUUAAACGGGGGGAAGAAAGGAAAGUUUAAAGAAGGACCGGUUGGUGGGUUAGCCGCCCGUGUGUGUGCGCCUUUCCGGCCGGAUCCAUGGACAUUGAUGGUUGGUAACUUGUUGCAGCCGGAGCGUUGGUGUUAAAGCGAGAGAGGGAGAGACGGGCAGAGAGAGAGAGGCGCCAUUUUGUUCCCGUUUAAAAAGAACUCUCAUCGCCCCAAUUAUUAGCAGCUAGAGCGGGGGAGCGACAGAUUAUGGCAAAGAAAACCUACGACUUGCUCUUCAAGCUGCUGCUGAUCGGAGAUUCGGGCGUGGGCAAAACCUGCGUGCUUUUCAGAUUCUCAGACGACGCCUUUAACACCACUUUUAUCUCUACUAUAGGAAUUGAUUUUAAAAUCAAAACAGUGGAACUACAUGGAAAAAAGAUCAAAUUGCAGAUAUGGGAUACAGCAGGACAGGAACGGUUUCACACCAUCACCACCUCCUAUUACAGAGGAGCAAUGGGAAUCAUGCUCGUCUACGACAUCACAAAUGCCAAAAGCUUUGAAAACAUCAGCAAAUGGCUAAGGAACAUAGAUGAACAUGCAAAUGAAGAUGUAGAGAGGAUGUUACUAGGCAACAAAUGUGACAUGGAAGACAAACGAGUGGUGCCGAAAACUAAAGGAGAACAGAUUGCCAGAGAACAUGCAAUUAGGUUUUUUGAGACAAGUGCAAAAGCGAAUAUCAACAUUGAGAAAGCAUUCCUCACAUUAGCAGAAGACAUACUUCAAAAGACUCCUGUAAAGGAACCUGACAGGGAAAAUGUAGAUAUCAGCACUACAGGUGGUGGAACAGGAUUGAAGAAAUGCUGUAGCUGAGCAAUCCCUGUGGAAAUUUACUUCUGCAUUCUGUCUGAAAUGUCCUUUCCCAUUAAAACAAAAUUCUCAUUAACUUUAGUUCUUGCAUCUUGCCUGCUUCAAAAACACGACUUUGAAAACCUGUAUAGAAUCAUGUCUGUGACUCAUUGUCUCAUUUUAAAUGUGUGUGCUCAACUCACUACAUUUGGUUGUAUUAUAGUUAAAUUCAUUAUCAAAAUAACAAUGGUUUCAACUCAUCAAAUUGUAUAAGAAUAAAAGUUAGAAUUAACAAUUUUUGUACAACAGUGGGAUUUUCUCUUAUGUAUAAUGUACUUUUUAAUUUGUACAUUUGUGCAAAAAACUGAAAUUCAAGAUACUUGUAGACUGCUUUCCUUAUAGAUGGGAUUUGAUUUUGUCUUGUGCCUUAUUUGAAAACUGGCGUAAAGAGAACGACUGCUGAGGCAGAAGACCGGUUCUCACUUGGCUGUUUUGCUAUAUAUUUCAGUACAAACCCAUUAUAGCUGCCAAUUCCAAACUUUUUUUGGUGUUGAACUACAGUAUUUCUUGAACAAUAUUUCCUGUUUAUGCAUACUUGGUUUUUACCCUAAUCUAUCGAGGGGGGAAAUUAAUGCACGUCAUGCUCCAUUCUUUGUGACGUGUUUCUUCUGUAAUCGUGUAGUUUUCUGUAAUGGGCCACCGCAGAAAGCUUUAGGAUAUUUGCUUUCUGAUAAUAAGGCAUCAGACAACAUGUUCAUGAGCUAGCAGUUCUGCUGCCUGAAACAUGUUCUUGCCAAUAUCAGGACUCUACAUUUACUAAGCAAACCAGGUGUCUUGUGAUUGGUCUUUUGGAAUCAUUGUUUUCUCAACAAAUUGUUUUGUUCAGUUUAAUGACAAGCAGCUUUCAAGUUGCGAAACAGGUUGUUUUCCUGUCACUUUAAAGUCAUUCUAUGUUCUCCCAGAUGUCCCUUUCAAUUUCUCAUUUGGUGGUGGGUUCUGAAGAGACUUGGGAAUAUUGAAAUAAGUGUAAUAUAUUUCAGUAUACUCUAAUACUUUUAAAGUCUAAAGUCUGCUUCCUAUUAAAAUGGAUGAGCAAG
This is a messenger RNA of Amblyraja radiata (thorny skate), 2038 nucleotides long. RefSeq names its product RAB10, member RAS oncogene family (gene rab10). Gene Ontology annotation, molecular function: GTPase activity; GTP binding. Bases 363 to 965 code for a protein of 200 amino acids. The transcript is spliced from 6 exons. Lineage: Eukaryota; Metazoa; Chordata; Chondrichthyes; Rajiformes; Rajidae. The record is from RefSeq and is a predicted model, not a curated record.